AUGGCGCGUAACAUAGUAACCGUGUGUAUGUUUUGCCUGCUCUGCGCAGCGCACACUUGUGGUUCUCACGUGGACGUCGACGUAGCUGGCUAUGAGCCGAAGAGCAUCGAUAAUGCACUGGACCUAAGAGACAAGCGUCAGGAGAGGUCGAGACAUAAGCGAGAUGUUAUGGGAAAUUAUAUUGAACAAAUUUUUAGAUUAUAUGGCGAUCCCAAUUCUAUGACGAUGGACCUUAAUGGUUUUCAUAGAAUGUUAAGUGGUUUAGAGUUGGAGAAAUUAAUAAAUGGAAGUGUAGAGAAAAUAGAGAGUAAGAAUUAUAUGUAUGACCAGCGGGGGGCAAAUGACGAUGUUGUUAAUUGCAUCAGCAGUUCCGAAUUAAUCACAACAGUGAAUACCAAAUUAAAAAACAACAAUCAUGAACACAAUCAUGACCACGACCAUGAGAAUCACGACCAUGAUAUUAAUAUAACAAAAGAUACUCUAGUGGCCAUAUGCCCUAUUUUAUUAUACCAAAAACUCGCAAACACCUCACUAGAAAGAGGCGGUUGUGUUUCAGACACAAACUUUCAAACACACAUAGAAAUUCACGAGAGCGCAUACUCGAAAAAUAUGUUCGCCGUGUGGCUCUACUCAUGUUUAAGUAUCACAGCCAUCAGCGCAUGCGGUCUCUUAGGCGUGGCCGUUAUACCAAUAAUGCACAAGACAUACUAUAACCACUUGCUACAGUUUCUGGUAGCAUUGGCUGUGGGCACUCUAUGCGGUGAUGCGCUGUUGCACCUCAUGCCACAUGCCAUGUCAGGCCAUGACCAGGGUCACGAUGACGGUAUGUGGAAGGGUCUAGCAGCGAUGUUUGGUGUUGUGUUCUUCUAUUUCAUGGAGAAGGGAUUGACCGUGGUUGUGGAAUGGCGGAAGAGGCGCCAGAAGUUGGAGGAAGACAAGUUACCUACACGGGUUAGAGUAUUGAAGGAUGACCCGAUUUUCAAAGAGGAAGACACGAAAAUGUGUAAACACAAAUAUUCAGAAUACCCAUACUGUUACGAUGAAAUCGAUACAGACACACACGACGAGCACCAUUUGAGAGAUUUGCCAAGUCCUAAGGAGAAAGAGAAGGAGAAGAAUAGUGUCAGUGUUGUGUCGUCGAAUGCGUUGAAUGAUAAGAGUGACAAGGAAGAGCCGAAUGCGAAGGAUUGGCUGUUGAAGGGCGAAACGGGGGUGGAGUUGAAUAAUGUUAAGGAAGGGACGAAUUUGAAGGAUGGUGAUAGUUAUACGGUGAUUUUGAGAGAACACUCCCGAGCCCAUCAUGGUCAUUCCCAUGCCCAUGGGCAUGUCCAUGCUCCGCCUUCAUCUAUGUCUUCGGUGGCAUGGAUGGUGAUAAUGGGGGAUGGAUUACACAAUUUUACGGAUGGAAUGGCAAUUGGCGCAGCAUUUGCUUCCAACUUAGCCGGUGGAUUCUCAACCGCCAUAGCAGUAUUAUGCCACGAAUUACCUCACGAAUUGGGUGACUUUGCGGUACUCUUAAAAGCGGGUAUGUCGGUAAAGAGAGCCGUGUGUUACAACAUACUGUCCUCUGCCCUAUGCCUUGCCGGGAUGGUCUGUGGUGUUCUGGCUGGACACGCUCCAUCCGCCACAAGAUGGCUCUUCGCGGUCGCAGCCGGUACUUUCCUCUACAUAGCCCUGGUUGAUAUGAUGCCAGAACUGAGCACAUCGCACAGCAAGGAAGGCACCUUCUGUCAGUGCCUCCUGCAGCUCAUGGGCUUGGCUUCUGGUAUCGGGAUUAUGCUGGUGAUUGCCCUAUAUGAGCAGGAUCUUAAGAACUUAUUUGGUUAG
Pieris macdunnoughi is the source of this 1827-nucleotide messenger RNA. The record is from the annotation of a GenBank genome assembly. Lineage: Eukaryota; Metazoa; Arthropoda; Insecta; Lepidoptera; Pieridae.